Messenger RNA from Calliphora vicina (urban bluebottle blowfly), 823 nucleotides. RefSeq names its product Ankrd49 (gene Ankrd49). The coding region runs from base 95 to 742 and encodes 215 amino acids. Gene Ontology annotation, molecular function: protein binding. NCBI's taxonomy places the organism in Eukaryota, Metazoa, Arthropoda, Insecta, Diptera, Calliphoridae. The transcript is spliced from 2 exons. The record is from RefSeq and is a predicted model, not a curated record.
UGCCGAAAUAUUUUGCAGAUAUCUUGAAAAGGUUUAAAUUAAUUCAAAAGUAUUUUAACUUGUAGUUAUUUUAUUCUAAAAAAAUAAACAAAAAAUGGCUGACUAUGAUUCUGAUGAUGAAAAAUCACAAAUAGAUAAACUGCGCUAUGCCAAAGUUCCACGAGGUAUGCAUGUCAGUGGUUGGGAUGACGAUGCUGAUGAGCUUAUCGAAGAAGAUCGUAAUCCUCAAGCUAGCAUUGAACGUAUGAUUUUGUGGGCAGUCAAUGAAAAUAAAGUAAGUGAGGUAAAAGAAAUAUUGCAGUUGGACCCAGAGGCAGUGACAGCUAUAGACGAUGAUGGCUAUACACCUUUACACCGGGCUUGUUACAAUAAUUUUGAGGACAUAGCCAAACUUCUAAUACAAUACAAAGCUGAUCCAAAUGCUAAAACAAAUAUGGGCUGGACGCCUUUGCAUUCGGCUUGUAAAUGGAGCAAUGCCCAAUGUGCUCUUUUGCUGCUACAACAUGGUGCUAAUGUCAAUGCCCAGUCGGAUGGACAACAAACACCACUACAUGUAGCUGCCACUGUAUCGAAUUGCCGCAAUACGGCUACAGUAUUAUUGAUGGAUCAGAAUAUUAAUGCCAAAGCAUUGAAUAAUUCGGAUGAAACGGCCUGUGAAAUAGCUUUGCGUAGUGGUUUAACGGGACCUGUUUUUGAAAUGGCCCAUAGUGCCUAUGACAUUGAAACUGGUUUGAUAGAUUAGAUCUUAGAAAAUAAGUUUAUUUUGAAAAAAUAUGUAAUAAAUUAGACAAAAGGGAAUUUAGCUUUUAGCAAUACAAUACAA